AUGACGGCGUCGUCGUCGGAGGCGCCCAAGGCGCACCUCGGCGUGACGCCGCCCAUCAACACGGACAUGCCCGCGGAGCACGACGCGGCGGCGUCCGAGGCGCUCGUGCACACGCUGCGGGAGCUCGGCGUCUACGAGAGCGACGCCGGCAAGGCCGUGCGCACGGGCGUGCUCGACCGGCUCCGGGCCAUCGCGGACGCGUGGUGCGAGAACGAGUGGGCGCUGGCCAUCGCCGAGCGGGCCUGCGACGGCGCCGACUGCGAGCGGGCGCUGGCCGCGUCGGCGCCGCCGCGGUGCGAGCUCCGGACGUUCGGAAGCGUGCGGUUGGACGUGCAUACCCCGGACGCGGACAUCGACGUCGUGCUCGUGGCGCCGCGCCACUGCACGCGGCGCGCCUUCUUCGACACGCUCGUGGCCGCGCUCGAGGGCGACGCGCACAUCGGCGCGGGCGGCGUCAUGGCCGUCCGCGACGCGUACACGCCGGUGGUCAAACUGCGGGUGGGCGCGACGGACGUCGAUUUGCUGUUCGCGCCGCUGGCCUGCGACGAGCUGCCCGAGCCGCUGGACGUCAUGGACGACGCGGUGCUGGAGGGCCUGGACGAGGCGGCGAUCCGGUCGCUGAACGGGGCCCGGGUCGCGGAGAUGCUGCUGUCUUUGGUUCCGGACCCGGCGGUGUUCCGAGUAGCUUUACGGGCCGUCAAGCGCUGGGCGCGGUGCAAGGGCCUGUACUCGAACGUGCUCGGGUUGCUGGGCGGCGUGAACUGCGCGAUCCUCGCGGCCUUCGUGUGCCAGCGCUACCCGAACGCGGCGCCGAGCACGGUGGUCGGCCGCUUCUUCCGGAUCUUCGACGGCUGGGACUGGCCGAACCCCGUGCUCAUCGCGGCGCCGGGAGCUCCGCCGUCGUCCGCCGGCGACGAGUCCGUCGCGUCGCGCUACGCGGCCUGGAACCCGCGCCUGAACCCGCGGGACCGCGCGCACCUCGCGCCCAUCGUGACGCCGGCGCACCCGACGAUGAACAGCUCGUACAACGUCGGCGCGCCGCAGCUCCGGGCCAUCAAGGACGAGCUGUCCAAGGGGUUAGAAACGACCCGGCGCGUGGAGAAGCUCGCGGCGCACUGGCGCGCGGACGAGUCGCCGACGGGCGACCGCGCGGCGGACCUGCGGGACGCGUGGCGCCGGUUGUUCGCGCCGUCGGACUUCUUCGCGCGGCACCGCCACUACGUGCAGGUCGACGUGUCCGCCGCCGACGACGCGGGCCUGCGCAAGUGGAACGCCUGGUGCGAGUCGCGGCUGCGGAAUCUGGUGGUGGCGCUGGACACGCCGGGCUACGUCCGCGCGCGGCCGCAC
Messenger RNA from Aureococcus anophagefferens, 1347 nucleotides. RefSeq lists its product as hypothetical. Gene Ontology annotation, molecular function: poly(A) RNA polymerase activity; RNA binding. The record is from RefSeq and is a predicted model, not a curated record. The transcript has a single exon. Gene Ontology annotation, cellular component: nucleus. The annotation marks the transcript as partial. Lineage: Eukaryota; Pelagophyceae; Pelagomonadales; Pelagomonadaceae.